GAACACACCCUGUAUGGACACGGAGUUUAACCCUGUUAAUCAUCGAGAGAAACACUCCGAAUUAAAUCGGGAUCGUGAAGUUUAAGGAGUAAAAGUUAAUCUACCGUUGGGGGAAGAUGACUGGAUGAACAUUGACAGUGAUUUAGUGAGUUAAUACGCUGGAGUUCCGCUUGGGAAACUCAAACAAAAAUACACUUACCAAACUUGGAUUUAUUUUGUAGGUCGCCAUUUUGAAAUACUUAAAAUAUAAGUUUUAAACAGGAACACUUUAGGGCGUCUGAUUUGGACUAUGUUAAUCAUCGAGUCAACGUGACGUUAAGAGGUAUGUUCAACUACGAAAAUACACCUAAAGCAAAGUAAUUGUACUCGAGAAAAUGCCUGGGAAAACUGAUCAUCAGGCACUAGCUAAGUGUAAGGUGUUGUAUAUAGGAAGUGCUGUGCCGCUAGAAACUGUUGAAGGAUUGGAAUCGGUACAAAGGCCACUAAGAGAACGAUAUCCUGUUAACGAGGAUGAAUUUCAAGGAAUUGACGCCUGGUUGACAGUGUUUAGUACAGGGGUACAGCUCCAGUACGUCGAUGAUCAGAGCACCGUGGUGUGGUUCCCGAUAUCAAGCCUCUACGUUUGCUCAGCGGUGAAAGCCGUCACCGUCAUAAAUGGCGCCACACGGGAACGUACGGCAAAGUUUGUAUCACUUGAUAAGACGGAUGAGAUCGGAAACAGUCCACAUCCGCCCAUAUUUGCGGCCAUUAUGCGCCGUACAAAGGGGGUGAAGGUUCUCGAGUGCCAUGGAUUCAUAUGCCAGUCUACUCAAGCCGCUAUGGCUUUGGUCGCCGCCUGUUCUUACUCAUUCGAACAGAAUGGCCAAGUUGAAUCUUUUGAGGACGCUUCUGCAACGGAGGUCGUGGAUAAGGUUUUCAAGUUCAUCGAGGAAGACGAUGAUGAUACGUACUAUGAUCGAGAUACGUUACGUGCUGGUUCAAUUGCAUCGUCGUCAGUUGUAGCCGUUAAGAAAUCACGAAAAAAAGGGCCCAAUGAUACUAUACGGGAUACACGAUCAGAGAUCGUAGACAGAGGUUACUUUUACGGUGGGACUGAACAUUUGGUGGGAAACUAUCAAGUGUCAAGGGAGCAGGAUCAAAGAGACAUUCAUCAGUUUAGAUAUAUGGGGAGGCCAACCCCUGCCGCCCCUCCCCAAAUGAGACGUCCCCCAAUUCAAACACAAAUGGUGGUCGUCCCUAGACAACAGCCUCAGAUGGUGAUGGCACCCCCACAACAGCAGCCUCAGAUGGUGAUGGCACCCCCACAACAACAACGCCAGGUGAUGAUGGUACCCCAGCAACAAUCUCAGAUGGUAGUAAGGGGACAACCACCCCAGGUAACGAGCUUACGACGCCCUGUACCUCAAACACAACAAGUUGUUAUGGCGCCUCAGAGGGUUCCCACAAGGGGCCGGGUAGUUAUGGGCCCUCCACCCCCGCCCCAUGCCAUGAGAUAUAGAGGAGCGCCUCCUCCACCCCCUCGUAUAGCGGGAGUACCCCCGGGAUUAAUUCCAAUUGGUCCAGCCAACGCGCCGCCUCAUUUGUAUAUGAACACUGGCGUAAUGAGAAACCAAGGAGGCAAUGAAGGACCGGUUGUUUUCAUGCCUCCCCCGCCUCCACCACCUGGCCCUAUGAUGGCAAGUCGAAAUGAAAGUAAUUACGUUAUCACUAGAGAUGCUCCACAGAGAGAUGAGCAACGCGUCGAAAAGGGAGGCCCAGUAUUUUUCAAAAGUCGACUUCCACGACAGCCACUUCCAGAUAGAUCACCGCCUCGUCAAAGGCACAGGCGUAGAAGUAACAGCAGUUCCUCGUCAAGCUCAUCCUCGCGAGAACGAGAUAAAUCUCGCGAGCCCAGACCUCAUGGAAGGAACUCUCCAGGCAUAGUUAGACGACGAAGCGGAAGUAAUGAUUCAAAUGAAAGGCAUCAUGCAGGAAGACCUAGAAGUCCAGCCUUGGACUAUGCUGAAAGAAAACGAAGGGAGGAGAAACAGCGGAGAUACGAACAAAAUCGAUAUAAUGGACAUGCGCAGUAUCACCAAGAGGAUGUUUACGCCCGUGUUAGUAAACCAAAUGGUGCUCCUCCACCCCCGGCCCCACCUCCCCCUCCAGUUCCACCACACUUGACCAACGGUAGAACUCAGAAUGGCAAGGCCCGCAAUGGUAACGCCCAUAAUGGGAAAGCUCAAAAUGGACUUUAUGGUCCCGACUCAAACGCCAGCGAAGAAUUGUACUACUACAAAAACUAUAAAAAUAGCCGGGAUACUGAUCCAGUCGAAAAGUCACAGGAAUGGGUUCAAAGAAAUGGUGACACCGCAAUGAAUAGACCAAGAUAUGAUACGUUUGGUAUGGAUAUAAACAAAGCCCCGAAUCCAUAUGCUAUGAACUCUGCUCUGGGCCCAGGCGAAAACAGGGACGAUUUGGACGAGGACUAUCUCCCUAGGCGGAGGCCUAUGGAAAGUAUGGAAAAUAACCUUGGAUUCUACCCAUAGCCAUGACAAAAUAAUUGAAGAUAAUAUGUUAUACUAUUGCACAUGUACAAUCCAGACAGCAUCAUAUCGUGAGCAUUUUUGGUUUAGCGUUGAAUGAUCAUCGAGUUCACGAAUACAGCAAACUUACGGUAUCAUGAUGUCUUGUUAGUACCUGUCCUAUUAUAUGCUCGUAGAUAUGCUUUAAAACAUAUAUUAUAUCAUGGUAUUCAAUUAUGGAUAAUAUACAAUUAUUUCACUGUGUAUUUUAGAUAGCUUGCACAUCAAGUUGUAUAGCAUUUCUUUUACUGGUAAUAUACAUGGGCUAUUGGAGAGUUCUUAGGUUAGUUUUACAUCACGCAUACGCAGCCCGCCCCACACAGAUCUACAUUUCUUUAGGCAGGAAGGGGGAUGGACCAUAGACUUUAUGUAAAACUAUUUUGGUGAGCCUCAAAGUAUUUCAGUUAUUUACCAACAUUGUGAACCGUAAUGAGUCACUUUAUGGGCCAGGUCAACAAUGUGAUGUUCUAACAUUUUGCAUUUAAGUCCGACCCUUUUAACGUUAAAUAAGAAAUUUCCGAUGAUGAUAAUUUAUCUACAAGAUCUUUAAAUUGCA
This is a messenger RNA of Owenia fusiformis, 3120 nucleotides long. Lineage: Eukaryota; Metazoa; Annelida; Polychaeta; Sabellida; Oweniidae. The record is from the annotation of a GenBank genome assembly.